Molecule: messenger RNA, 1443 nt
Organism: Oryza brachyantha (malo sina)
Lineage: Eukaryota; Viridiplantae; Streptophyta; Magnoliopsida; Poales; Poaceae
Product: GDSL esterase/lipase At5g45910-like
Exons: 5
Coding region: 112-1209 (365 amino acids)
Molecular function (GO): hydrolase activity, acting on ester bonds
Source: RefSeq, a predicted model, not a curated record
CAGCCGAGCCUAUGUGCCUCCCUCGAGCAAAAGCACAAAGUUGCAGACGUGUCACGUCACGUACGUACGCGCAUCUCUGGCACGCACGCAAGGCACGUAACGUGCUCAGCAAUGGCGGCCGAGGCGGCCGUCGUCCUCUUCGUCGCCGUCUUCCUCCUCUCCGUCGCCUGCCGGCCCGGCUCCUCGCAGAGCUACAACGCGAUAUACAACUUCGGCGACUCCAUCACCGACACCGGCAACCUCUGCACCGGCGGCUGCCCGUCGUGGCUCACCACCGGCCAGCCUCCCUACGGCAACACCUACUUCGGCCGCCCCACCGGCCGCUGCACCGACGGCCGCGUCAUCGUCGACUUCCUAGCUGACCGCUUCGGCUUGCCGCUGCUUCCGCCGUCGAAGGCGAGCGGCGGCGACUUCAAGAGAGGCGCGAACAUGGCCAUCAUCGGCGCCACCACCAUGAACUUCGACUUCUUCCAGUCGAUCGGGCUGGGCAACAGCAUCUGGAACAACGGCCCCCUCGACACCCAAAUCCAGUGGUUCCAGCAGCUCAUGCCGUCCAUCUGCGGGAACGACUGCAAGAGCUACCUGGGCAACUCGCUGUUCAUCUUCGGCGAGUUCGGCGGCAACGACUACAACGCCCCUCUCUUCGGCGGCAAGAGCAUGGACGAGGUGAAAGGCUACGUGCCCCAGAUCAUCAGCAAGAUCACGAGCGGCGUAGAGACGCUGAUCGGGCUCGGCGCGGUGGACAUCGUGGUGCCGGGCGUGCUGCCGAUCGGGUGCUUCCCGCUGUACCUGACGCUGUACCAGAGCUCCAGCCAGGACGACUACGACGGCAAUGGCUGCCUCAAGAGCUUCAACUCGCUCGCCGUCUACCACAACGGCCUGCUCAAGCAGGGGCUCGCCGGCGUCCAGAGCAAGUACCCGGCCGUCCGGCUCAUGUACGGCGACUUCUACGACCAGGUCGCCCAGAUGGUUCAGUCUCCCGGGAGUUUCGGGCUAACAUAUGGCCUGAAAGUGUGCUGCGGCGCCGGUGGGCAGGGCUCCUACAACUACAACAACCAGGCGAGGUGUGGCAUGUCAGGGGCGAGCGCCUGCGGAGACCCGGAGAACUACCUGGUCUGGGACGGCAUUCACCUCACCGAGGCUGCCUACCGUUCGAUCGCGGAUGGAUGGCUCAGGGGGCCAUACUGCAGCCCGGCUAUUCUGCACUGAGCUGCUGACGACCUGAUGAACUCCUCUAGGCUUUUUUUCUGUAAAGCUGUAUCGGUCUUUGGCCUGGAAAGAAAAAUCUGCACUGCUCUGCAGGUGGCUGUUUAUAUGCUAGCAAUAAUUAGUGUAUUUGUAAUAGUAAUGUUGUAUCUGAUAGGGAAUGUUCUGAAAAAUAAUGCUGGGAGAUGGAGCUGUAAUGGCGAUGGGAUGGAGAUAUUGGGAGUGCAGGUGUUGGCA